AUGUAUCCUGGACAUGGACAGCGACAGCCUAGUAGGGCUCCCAAUGACCUGCAAAACCAGUUUAAUCCAGUGAUACACCAUGGAACUGAGCCGGAGCCUUACAGUAACCAGUUCAAUCCUGGAGAUUCCUCCCUCAGCCUUCCGAACCAUGGCUUGCCCCAGCAUGACAAAUUUUUUAGUGCUGGGAUGGGGGGACAACAGGAUGGACCUGUUACACAAACCAUAAUUAGUCCAAUACCUGCACCUGGAUCCUUUCAGCAGCACCUGCAGGAUGCUCCACUGUAUCCCUACCGAGCUGCAGUGACUCUGCAGGCUGGAGGAACAUCGCACCUAGGUCAGACUCCAAUACCAUUCACUGGAAGCCAGCCGUCAUCUCAAGGACAGUCCAUGGGUCCAGUGACACAGCACGGGACUCCAUUGGAUGGCUAUACUCAGCCCCAGAACUAUGGCAACCAACCAUUCUAUUCAAUGCAUCAGCGUCAAAUGGGACAUCAUAGUGGCACACCUCAUAACAAUCUUGAUACCCCCGUAGAUCACUCGUCCUUGAAUUCAACUGUAGCUUGUCUUGUAUCUGAAGUGCAAAACCUGAAGGAUGUCACUCAGAACCUGCUGUUUUCCAAAAAUGAGCUUCAGCAAUCGAACGACUCACUCAAGGCGCGCAUUCAGGUAAAUGAAGAAGCCGUCGAGGAGAUCUUGAAGACCAACAGCAACAGGAAAAAAGUUGGCAACAGAAACAUAUCGAAUUCACAUGCAGCCUUGAAACCAAUAAUCCACCCUUACUUUUUCGAACUUUGUGAUAUUGAUCCGUGCCUCAGCAAAUCAAAGCGCAUAAAGCUGUUGGGAGCUGUCAAACCUUUGGGUAAUGGGGAACCUCACGAGGCAGUAUCUACCAAGAUAGUUUGGCACCCGAACUGGCUUGGUAACGUUGAUGAUGAUGUCAAUGCACUGUACAUCAAGGAGAUCGUCAACCUGGUAUGGGAAAAUGAGAAGGCGCGCCACAAGAAUCCUAACACCAAGCAUGAGAUCGCUAAUAAAGACUAUGACCUCACUAUCAUCACCGAGUGCAUGAAAACGUACUUUCGAAACAUUCAUAAGCAAGCAAGCGACCAGGUCAACGAUGAUAAGGCAGCCAAAGCUCUGGAACGCAAAGAUAGAUUGCGACAGCGUUCACGUCGUCAAGCAGUCACAAAAUCACGCCAUCAAGCUGCGUUGAUCUACGAGACUCAAUCAGGGAACAAAGGAGCCGUUGCGAUGAUAGAUACUGACUUUGCUUCUGACAUCCUUUCCUAUGAUUCUGAGGGGGAUCUUUCUGCAGACACACUAUCCAAGUGGGAGAGAGCGAAGCUUGCGAAACUGGCAUUUUAUGUAGAAGGUUCAAAAUGGCGAUCUGUUGAUUAUGUUGCCUUCCUCCGCUGGUUGUCUUUGCGCAAUAUGCAGAAGAACGAGGAGCACAACGAGCCUGAUACGGACGCAGCAGAUGACACCACUCGGCCGCCAGCUAACAAGUGUCGCAGAACAAAUGCGCAGAAGCAUCGCAAGAAAGUCUUUGACUUAGCGCCAGCAAAGAUGAAUGACAACAAGCCAAAGUCACAUAAGAAAAAUGUACCAUUCAAAUCUAUGGUAUCUGCAGUCUGGGCUCGUGAUCACGCCGAUGAUACAUUUCUUGAUGGUACUGAAUGGCUGACGGGCUUUUACAAGAACAUAGGCCAGGGUGUAUUGAUAAAAGAAGAUGAGGAGUACUUGGGAGAACUUCAGAAGUGGCACAACGAAGAGAUGGAUGCUGAUGAGAUGGCGGUUUGA
Messenger RNA from Suillus plorans, 1800 nucleotides. RefSeq lists its product as uncharacterized. Lineage: Eukaryota; Fungi; Basidiomycota; Agaricomycetes; Boletales; Suillaceae. The record is from RefSeq and is a predicted model, not a curated record. The coding region runs from base 1 to 1800 and encodes 599 amino acids. The transcript is spliced from 7 exons.